Molecule: messenger RNA, 1824 nt
Organism: Nannizzia gypsea CBS 118893
Lineage: Eukaryota; Fungi; Ascomycota; Eurotiomycetes; Onygenales; Arthrodermataceae
Product: FYVE zinc finger protein
Exons: 3
Coding region: 1-1824 (607 amino acids)
Molecular function (GO): metal ion binding
Source: RefSeq, a predicted model, not a curated record
AUGUCAUUGCCUUCAGAAUCUCAGGCCUCAAGCAAUGAAGCGCGAUCCACGACCGUCCACCGCUCGUUGUCAGAGAGACGCCAUGAGAAUCCGCAUGCGGCGAGACGAGAUAGCAGCGGGGCCGAGGAUCAUACGACUUGGACACAGUUUCUACGAGAAGACCAGAACCAGUUGAUGGAUAGUGGCAGCACUCGCGGUGACGACAACUCUUUAACCAGAAAACGAAGAAUAGGAAGCGGUAGUGGUAGAGGCGGCGGCGGCGGCGGCGUUGGAGGAGGUAGCAGCAGCGGUAUGGAAAUAUCAGGAGCUAGAGGUACCCAACCAGUUUCUAUCAGGCAGCAUUCUCGACCCGGUGCAGCUGGAGCUCGACUAUUAGGAAACUCCAGCUUUAUUCGACAAGACGAAGAAGAGACGACCGAGACUCAACCCGCUGCCUCUCCCCCGUCCUCAUCGAUGUCCCGCCAGCUGAACUCUCUACGGCACCGUGAACGAAGCUUUACAGACCACCGACUCCCACGAUGGCAACCCGACGCUGAAGUCACUGAAUGUCCAAUAUGUGGCGUCACAUUUACCUUCUGGUUUCGAAAACACCACUGCAGGAAGUGCGGCAGGGUCGUUUGCGCAGCUUGCUCGCCUCAUAGAAUCACAAUACCACAACAGUUUAUCGUCCGUCCGCCCGAAGCUCAGACGCAAAUGACGUUGUCGAGCAUUAUCCAGCGUGGUACAACGGACCGUGAAGUUGUCAGUUUUAUUGACAAUGAAGAAGUACGGCCGCAGCUGUCGCCGUCUCAGUCCCGGAGCCACCACCGCGCAACAUCCAUCCAUCAGAUUCCCAGAAAUGCACUAGGCGGAGGGUCGGAAGUUCGUCUCUGCAACCCUUGCGUGCCUGAUCCCAACCCAGAGCCUCCUCGCCGAUACAGAGCGAGCAGCAGUACGUCUCAUCAUGAGCAUAGAGCGAGAAAUACCAGUUUAGGAUGGGAAGACCACCACCGUUCACCGGGAGAUCCGCACUCCCUACCAUCGGAAUAUCAGAGCUCAAGCGUCUGGAGCGCAAGUGCCGAAAGGCCUCGUCGCCAGGUGCCGUCGACGCCUUUCCACCUGGAGGGCAGACGGCAGCGUAACCAGGAGUUCGAAUCUAGUGUUCGCGGCUACAGACGAGAUUCUCAAAGAGCUCACCGUACAAGUUUAACAGAAGCAAAUCUUCCUUCAUAUGGAGGCUUUGGCUAUGAAGUAUCAUCCAGUCUUCGGGGGCUGGUACCCCGGUAUCUGCCAGGGAGGGAGGGCGAAUCUCAAAUCCAGGGCUCACCGCCAUCAUCUUUCCCUGAUGUAUUCACAGGAUUACAGCGGAACCAGCAUCAUCCAUCGUAUUCGCGGUCUACACUCCGCACAUCAGACAUGAAUCGCCCCCUUCCAGCACCACCAUCCGCCUCACGAUCUCGUCCUACCAUCGCCGAACGAGAUAUUUGCCCCGUAUGCAAUCGUAUAUUCCCCCCUCAAGCUCCAGGCCGUGACGAAGAUGCACGCGAAGCACAUAUCCGCGUGUGUAUUGAAAGACAUGCCUCCAGACGCCCUGGAGCUUCUAACCAAUCUCCACAAACCUCUAUUAACACGCCGUCAGAACGCCUGAGGAUGCUUACUUUCCUUGCAACAGAGAAAGAUUGCUUAGGCACAGACGGUAUCCUGCACGAAUGCUCCAUUUGCAUGGAGGAGUAUGAAGUUGGCGCCGAACUGGCACGCCUGGAGUGUCUCUGCAAAUUCCACAAGUCUUGCAUUCUUGGAUGGUUCGACCGCAAAGAAGAGUGCCCUGUCCAUAAAGUGACAUAG